AAGAUGCACUGGAACCCGGAGCAUGCCCAGCCCCUCAGCCAGUGGCCUGAGCAGCACCUGGACGUCUCCUCCACCACCUCCUCCCCGGCCCACAAGUCGGAGCUCUACGGAGGCCGUGGCCGCGGCUCGUACAACUACGCCUGGGCCAAUGAUGACAUCUCCGCCCUCACCGCCUCCAACUUGCUAAAGCGCUACGCCGAGAAGUACUCCGGCGUGCUGGACUCGCCCUACGACCGCCCGCCCGCCGCGGGCAGCUACCCGGAGCCAGGCGCCUUCGGGGGCCUCAGCGGCCCCAAGACUGAGCUGGAGCCCUGGCCGCUCACGCACGGCUCCGAUGGCUCUUAUCCCCUCGGGACGCCGGGGGGCCACGACGGCAUGCCGGGGUCCAAGCCUGCGGCCCCGCCGGCCGGGCCUCCGGGGUCCGGCAGCGGGGCCAACAGUAACCUCUCGGACUCGGGCUACAGCGGCAGCAGCUCCUGCAGUGGCUCUCAUUCCGGCGACUACCCCCCGAGCUACAACGGCACCUACCUGUCCUCGGGGUACUGUCCCCAGCCCGGCGCAGCGCUUCCCCCGGCCUCCCUCCACGCGCUCCAGACCACUCCCACCCUGGUGCCCAGCUACAGCCCCACCGCCCCCAUGUACAACUACUCGCCUAGCGCCUACCCCCACCAGGCCGGCCUGGCCCCUAACUACAGCCACCCCUCUGCCACCUACCUGCCCUCAGGCCUGUCGGCUCCCAGCCCGCUGCCCUCCAGGCCCACGGCGGUGGGGGGCAGCUACAGCUACCAGAGCUCCAGCCUCGGCGGCGCAGAGUCCGGGGGAUCGCUCAAGAGGAAGGCCUUCGACAUGAGCCACGAAGAGAACGAAAACGGGGACACUUCCCGCUACAGGAAGUACGGCUACGACCAAAUGAAGGCCGGGGAGGACACGCCUUACAGCGCCAGCGACAAAGGCGACCGGGGGAACGGUUUUAGCGCGGGCAGCGCUGAUCCUCAGACCUUCAAGCCCAGAAAGCCCUCCCCCCAGCCCCUGGUGUCUCCUCAGUACGGGGUGGCUGGGGAGUACAGCCCACCGGCGGGGAUUACAGGGGACAAUGUGGGGGGGGAACAGGGCUUCUCCCAGCUGCAGCAGCAGCAGCAGCAGCAGCAGCACCGUUCCCACAGCCACAAGAGGGACUCCCUGAAGAGCCCAGACCCCCGGCUGCUGGACCUGGUCAACGGGGAGUUGUUGGACUGCAGCCCGGGCCUCGCCUGGGGGGAGCUGGUGGGACUCACUCACGUCAAGAGCGCCCUGGAAGAGGACCUGCUCUGGCCCGUGUUGAGGCCCAGCCCGGGGGUGCGGCCGCCCUGCACCGUGCUGCUGUUCGGCCCCCGCGGAGGUGGGAAGACCACCCUGGCCCGCUCGCUGGCCUCGCAGCUGGGGGCGUCCUUCUACCGGCUGAGCGGAGCCACGCUGGCCUCCAAGGGGAAGGCGGAGGCGGAGCAGAUCCUGGGCGCUCUGCUGCAGGUGGCGGCGGCGCGCCAGCCCUCGGUGGUACUGCUGAGCCAGGUGGAGGCCAUGGAGGAGGAGGGCCUCCGGCAGACCCUGCUGUCCACCCUGGAGAAGGCCCAGGUGGGGGCGGCGGGGCAGGUUAUUAUCGUCUGCGCCACGGGGCGGCCCGACCUGCUGCAGGAGUCGGUCCACCGGAGCUUCGCCAAGCGGUACCACGUGCGCCUGCCGGACGUGGGCAUGCGCAGGCAGGUGCUGCUGCAGGCACUGGUCCCCCAGGGCUGGAGCCUCAGCGAGAGGGAGCUCGGUUCGGUGCUCCAGCGCACCGAGGGCUUCUCUGUGUGGGAGCUGCUGCAGCUCAGCCAGCAGGCGCUCUCCUCCGCGUCCAGCUCGCCGGGGGGGGCCAUGCACGGCCUGCCCACCGCCUCCUCGACCCCCACCUUCAAAGACUUUGAGAACGCCUUCUGCAAGGUGCGCCCGCACACCAACCCUAAAGAACUGGACACUUGUAUAGAGUGGAGCAAGGUGUAUAGCCACUGAAAAUGCAGCCAAACACUGUAUUGGGACUGCCAUUUUGACCCUAUCUUGGCUCUGAGACGACGAGCCUUGGGAAUGUUUUGAUGUUGUUUUGUACUUAUUAUGCAGCCAAAAGAGUUGGAAGACCUCAAAGAUGCGGGACAGCUGAUCAAUGUUUUACUGGCAUAAACAAGCCAUUGUGUGCUCUUCAGUUUCCGCUAUAAAUAAACACACUACUUUAUUUUCCCAAAGAGAUAAGAGAAAGGGCCUUGAUGAGUAGGACAAUGGCGUGUAGUUAAAAUAGCUGAUUGGCCAACGAGGAAGCGUUAUGUAAGGAUACUCUUAGAGAUCCUGAUUAGCCUUGGUCCAGGACACAGCAGGUAUUUAUGCUGGGUGCGGGGUCCAAGAUUAUGGAUAAUCAGGGUGUUGGGAAAUCCCCCUUUUCACUGCUACACUCAGGAUCGAAGUUGGAUUGCCAGCCCUCUCUCAUUUAAAUUUGAAUUAAUUUAGGAUACAUCAUUUAGCAAAAAAGCCCCUAGGAUUUUCAAAAUUACAUUCUGACCAAAUUCACUAAUAAUAGUAGUGAUAAUAACAAUAAUAAUUAUAAUAUUAAUAAUAAUAAGGAUAAAUAAUCAUAUUAUUAUAAUAAUUAGAUAUGCACCAAUCCCAAUGAAUCAUAUCCAUUGUCUCCAUAGCUUUCCACCAAACUUUGUAAUAAUUGUCACAACCGUAUUCUUCCCUUUCCAGUAUUAGUCAUGGUGGAGGUAGCUCUGGUGCGACUGGUCAGAACACAGUAUUACUAGCGCACCAUCCCUCUCUGCUAUUCUAGGGGCACCUUGCAGUUAACCAAUGCAUUUAAACACAAAAAUAGAAAACAUUUAAUGACAAAAAAUAGUACAAUGCACACACAAUAUACAGUAUUAUUUUUUUAAUUCACUUUCUCCAUUUAAGUAUUUGUUUACCUCACAUUCCUCGCUGAGUGCAGUUAAGUCUGAGAAAUCCUACUUUCAUCCUACUUUGCUUUAACCCUCUGCAGCCCUGCAGUGUGUGUUUUUGUUUUGUUUUGUUUUACAUUUUUGCUUUACCACGUACUCAUUCUUUUUUAUUUUCUUUAGUGUGUAGUCUUGUUUGAAAUGCUCAGGAAGA
Messenger RNA from Gadus chalcogrammus (walleye pollock), 3150 nucleotides. It is a transcript of the gene fignl2, whose product is annotated as fidgetin like 2. Gene Ontology annotation, molecular function: ATP binding; ATP hydrolysis activity; microtubule severing ATPase activity. The record is from RefSeq and is a predicted model, not a curated record. Bases 4 to 2028 code for a protein of 674 amino acids. The transcript has a single exon. NCBI's taxonomy places the organism in Eukaryota, Metazoa, Chordata, Actinopteri, Gadiformes, Gadidae.